Molecule: messenger RNA, 1436 nt
Organism: Culex quinquefasciatus (southern house mosquito)
Lineage: Eukaryota; Metazoa; Arthropoda; Insecta; Diptera; Culicidae
Product: neuronal acetylcholine receptor subunit beta-3
Exons: 6
Coding region: 17-1435 (472 amino acids)
Biological process (GO): signal transduction; monoatomic ion transmembrane transport; regulation of membrane potential
Cellular component (GO): synapse; membrane; neuron projection
Molecular function (GO): transmembrane signaling receptor activity; neurotransmitter receptor activity; extracellular ligand-gated monoatomic ion channel activity
Source: RefSeq, a predicted model, not a curated record
UGGGCCAAACUGAAAUAUGGAAACAGUUACAACCAUUCAAAUUUCAUUCAGUUGUGUAGAAAUCGUUGAAGUGCAUAUAUGUUUAUUAUUGAUUUCUGUGGAGAUGAAGUACCUAUUAUUCUUUUUGGCAGCAGCAAGCCUUUUUGAAGGAAAUGCUUCCUACAAAUGUGAAGUCGAUCCGGGAACGACGGAUGCCAGACUUCGAAAAAAGUUGUUCUGUGGAAAGUACGAUAAAUCGGAACGCCCCGUGAAGAAUCACAACUCCCCCAUUACUGUGUACGCCCACAUGGAUCUGCAGAACUUUGAUUUCAACGAGAGCCUUCAAAAGCUGUUCCUCAACGUUUGGUUCGCCCUCAGAUGGAAAGAUGAAUACUUGACGUGGAAUGCGAUGGAAUUUGAUAAAAUUGAACAGAUUGUAAUCGAUUCUGAGGACAUUUGGUUGCCCGAUUUGAUGCCUUACUCGUCUUACUUUAGCAACAAUUUGGACACCUCCUGUACCACCCCCAAGUGCCAGCUCGAGUCGGAUGGGACGGUCAAGUGCGUUCCGGCCUGCGAGUACCACUCGAUUUGUGAGUCCGAUUUCACCAACUGGCCGUUUGAUCGGGCAAAUUGUACGCUUCGGUUUGGCAUGUGGGUUGAGGACUCCAAUCAGGUGAACUUUGUGGUCAACAGUACGAAUGCCGGUGCGAACGAUGUCAAUACGCACAACCAGUGGAAGAUCGUGGCAUCCGGGGUGAAGACUCACGAUACCAAGAUGCCCUCACCGACCAACGAAAACACGACCUACCCGACGAUCGUUUACAACUACGUGCUGGAACGCCACUCGGGAUCGCACUGUGCGUCGUUACUGGCACCGGCGUUUGCGAUUAUUUCCAUCAACUUUAUUUCGAUGUGGCUCAACUGUGAACGACGAGAGCGGCUUUUCAUGCUGGCUGGUAGCAUUUUCAUUCACUUUACCUUCAUCGAGAACCUGUACUGGCAGAUACCCUACAAUGGAGCUACGGUUCCGUCGUUUCUAAUCUUCUUCCGGGACUCACUAGUCUUGACGGUUCUUCUAAUGGCAUCAACGAUAAUGGUCAAGCACUUGUCCCUCAAAACCGUGGAACCCCCUGCAGUCGUUAGCGGCUUUGUGGUCGUGCUUACGGCCAAUCAGUUGGGACAAAUGAUCUUUGGUCAGGGUGGUUCUAUUAGUAGUGAACCGACGCCGAAAAAUGGUCACCUGAAUAACGCACCUGCUGAAGACAAUUCUGGCGAUACUGUCGUUUUGGUUGGAGAAGAUAGGCUGGACUCAGAUGCUGGUGGAUCGAAGAAAUCUGUUGGCAACAGUGGUGCAUACAAAAUGAUUGCCCACGUGGUGGAUAAAUGUUUGUACAUUGGAAUUGUAGUUACCUACACCUUGAUGGUUUUGGCUCUGAUUCCAAAGUAUUAUAAAUAAA